This is a messenger RNA of Suillus clintonianus, 1779 nucleotides long. RefSeq lists its product as uncharacterized. The transcript has 11 exons. The coding region runs from base 1 to 1779 and encodes 592 amino acids. NCBI's taxonomy places the organism in Eukaryota, Fungi, Basidiomycota, Agaricomycetes, Boletales, Suillaceae. The record is from RefSeq and is a predicted model, not a curated record.
AUGCCUCGACCCACAACACGUCCCGGUAAUGCUAACAAGCAUCCUGGACAAGUAGUCCUCGAUGCAAAUCGAGUUUCACGCCCGAAAGAUGUAAUUGCAGCUGAGAAGAACAAGAAAGUUGCUGCGGAGGAAGAUGCUAUGGCUGUUGAGCAGAUGGUUCAGCGUACUGGCCCUGAACGGCUCGUCAGACCAAAGCCAAAACCACGCCCGGUGACCAAGAAACAGGUGUCAACCCUGGAGGAUGCAACGCAGAUUGUGAACCCUGAAACAUCUGUUGGGGCCAAAUCAGCAUCUCAGAACGCUGACAUCCAGAAGAAGAAACAUCCAGGUUUAAAGCUCACGUUCAAGGAUGGUGUGAACGCCAGUCGAAAGGUGUCCAACAGCGGUUUAUCGGCCUUAAAAAUAACACUUUAUUAUUUUGAUGUGUUUCACUCACUGAAACGUAGGGCAUCUGAGUCCUCCAUACCUUCAGAGAGAGGCGGUGUGGCAAAGUGGGCAAAAAGUGUAGCGUCAAAGUCCCAACUGAAGCCCUCUACACCACCAAGUACACGUGGCGUGGUCGCAAACGACAAUACAGAAUGGCUCGAAAAUGACAACGCACCUGAAGAAUUUGAUGAUAGCGUGACCAGGAAUCGGCGUGCGCAGAGCAUUGUGCACAUGGUGGAGACUGUCAAUAAUGCACCGAGAGGAAAGAAGCGUGCCUUGUCCGCGGUGUCAGUCGAGGAUCUUGGACCUGAAGAACAGUGCGAGAUGCAGGAAGACAAUGAUGCUGACGAAGAUGAUGAAUACCAGGAUGUAGAUGACGAUGUCGUGAUGAUGGAUCAGGAGGACGAUCUUGAAGUCUAUGAAACGACAACCAGUCGGCUUACAACCUCCAUGUCAGUUGGCGUUGUGGAGACUGACAAUCAGAGUUCGAAGUACAUCAAAACUGAAACCGGACGUACACCACUGGUACUCAACCUCAAGAAAGAGAAACCGAAAAACGCACACUUGCCCUCUGGUGCUCUGAACUCAAACUGGUGUUCGAAAUUUCUUCCGACAAUCAUGUACUGGAUCGGAAAUAGCAACUACCCAUGGACCAUCCCCGAUGACACCCUUUCCGAUACCCUUGAUAAUAUCUACUUGGCAGUGUACAACCAACCUGGAGACUUCGAGGUUGACAGCUGCAACGGUGCUUUCAGUGUUGUAGGCCAAAGGAUCUCCGAGUGGAGGGGGAAUUUCGGCUCUGUUGCUGUCACCAUCUUGAUGGCAUUUUUUGCCUCGAUGGAUGAAUAUGAGACCCAGGACGAGGAUUCACCUGGAGCGUUUUUCUCGGAGUUCAUCCUGCGCACAUUUGCUGCCCACCUCGGCGCCAUCCAAGGGCGCCAGAAAGUGGACACACUUGACUUCGGAUUACCUGGAUAUGGAGCUGCCCUUGCAAUGACCGCUGCAGCUGCCGAGCGCGCACUAAUUUUGGCUCGCGACGACCUCAUUCUGGAGGACACUUCAGGCCAAGGGAAACACAAGAUUGCAUUGACGCUCAAUCAAGCAACCAACAAAAUGAGCCACACUGGUACCGCAUUUUCAGCGGGCAAUUGGGAGACUGACACAAUCGCGUACAUGGAGCUAAUUGAGCAGCUUCCCUUUGAUCGCAUCCAGGAGAUCAUUGCGCGAUCUCAACCAUACAUCAAGCGUACACGCCGCAGGGGUCAGGAUGGCGAUACCGGUGAUGGCGACAGUCAGCUUCCCAUAAAUCCACGCUCCCGUAUCCGCAUCUGUAGUGUUUUUUCUUUCUCUUAA